Molecule: messenger RNA, 4722 nt
Organism: Corythoichthys intestinalis (scribbled pipefish)
Lineage: Eukaryota; Metazoa; Chordata; Actinopteri; Syngnathiformes; Syngnathidae
Product: importin subunit alpha-7
Exons: 14
Coding region: 145-1776 (543 amino acids)
Biological process (GO): NLS-bearing protein import into nucleus
Cellular component (GO): nucleoplasm; cytoplasm; nucleus
Molecular function (GO): protein binding; nuclear import signal receptor activity
Source: RefSeq, a predicted model, not a curated record
GGAAGUAGUCAUCAUCUCAAUGGUUCCGCCUCCGGCAGACAUAUUGCUGCGUUUACUGUAGCAAAUUAUUUCAUAUAGCAAAAAGAAAAGGUAGAAAGUUUUCUACAUUUCUUUCGGGUACACUGCGCCAUACGCUGAAACCAUAUGGAGAACACAAUGGAGCCGUCAGCUAGUCCGGCCAAGGAUAAUAACUACAGGAUGAACCGCUACAAGAACAAAGCGUUGAACCCUGAAGAGAUGAGGCGCAGGAGAGAAGAGGAAGGCAUCCAGCUUAGGAAACAAAAACGGGAACAACAGCUUUGCAAACGGAGGAAUGUGGAUGUCCUCACUGAGGAGGAAGCAAUGUUGGAGAGCCCUCUAGUGGACUCGCAGCUCAGUUUACCAGUCACGGAAGGAGUCAUCACUAGAGAUAUGGUGGAGAUGCUUUUCUCAGAGGACCCUGAGCUUCAACUGGCCACAACGCAAAAGUUCAGGAAACUCCUCUCUAAAGAGCCUAACCCACCAAUUGAUGAGGUCAUAAACACAAGCGGAGUCGUCGAGAGAUUUGUGCAAUUCCUCAAGAUGAGCAGCAACUGCACUCUACAGUUCGAAGCCGCUUGGGCGCUGACCAACAUUGCAUCAGGCACGUCCAUGCAGACCAAGACGGUCAUAGAAGCCGGCGCUGUGCCUAUCUUCAUAGAGCUCCUAAAUUCAGACUUUGAGGAUGUGCAGGAGCAGGCUGUGUGGGCUUUGGGGAAUAUUGCAGGAGACAGUGCCUUGUGCAGGGACUAUGUGUUGAACUGCAACAUCCUUCCACCUGUGUUAAUGCUUCUGACUAAAUCCACUAGACUUACAAUGACCAGGAAUGCUGUGUGGGCCCUGUCUAAUCUCUGCAGGGGAAAAAACCCUCCACCUACCUUUGAAAAGGUGUCUCCCUGUCUCCCGGUGCUGUCCAGACUUCUAUUUAGCAGUGACCCAGACUUGCUGGCAGACGCCUGCUGGGCACUGUCCUACCUCUCUGACGGCCCCAAUGAAAAAAUCCAGGCUGUCAUCGACUCCGGUGUCUGCAGACGACUCAUAGAACUGCUAAUGCACACGGACUACAAGGUGGCCUCCCCUGCCUUGAGAGCUGUAGGAAAUAUUGUGACCGGAGAUGACAUACAGACACAGGUAGUGUUAAACUGCUCCGCCCUGCCUUGUCUCCUGCACCUACUGAGUAGUGCCAAAGAGUCCAUUCGCAAAGAAGCAUGCUGGACCAUCUCUAACAUCACAGCCGGGAACCGAGCACAGAUACAGACCGUUAUCGACGCGAACAUUUUUCCAGUACUGAUUGAAAUUCUACAAAAAGCAGAGUUCAGGACUAGGAAGGAGGCCGCCUGGGCGAUCUCCAAUGCCACUUCUGGAGGGACUCCUGAACAGAUCAGGUAUCUGGUGAACCUGGGCUGCAUCAAACCGCUGUGUGACCUGCUCACAGUGAUGGACUCAAAGAUCGUCCAGGUAGCCCUCAACGGCCUCGAGAAUAUCCUGAGGCUGGGCGAGCAGGAAGCCAAGCAGGAAAAUCACGCCACGGGCAUCAAUCCGUACUGCAGCCUCAUCGAAGAAGCUUACGGUCUGGACAAGAUUGAGUUCCUGCAGAGUCACGAGAACCAGGAAAUCUAUCAGAAGGCCUUUGACCUGAUCGAGCAUUAUUUCGGAGUAGAGGAAGAAGACAGCAGCCUGGUGCCCCAGGUAGAUCAAGAAAACCAGCAGUUCCUCUUCCCACAGCAGGAGGCACCCAUGGAGGGCUUCCAACUAUGAGGAGGUUCAUGUGGAUCAGUUUGAUUGAGGAGGAGGCGCUGUUUCUUGAUGUCAUGCCUCCAGUUUUCUUUCGCCAUACCCCGAAUAAAAGCACGCGCACACUUUUCUGCCACUUGCUUUGGAAAUCUCUCCAUGGCAGGCAUGCCGAUUUGGAGACAUUUUAAUUUCCAAUCCUAUUUUUGAGGAAAGACGCCCACCUCCUUCCUUUAUGUCAGCCCGACAUCCUGACUGUGCAACUAAACAAAUGUACUUAAAAGUAUGUUUUGCUAUUUUUUUUUUGUUCCCCCCCCAAAUUACAUUUAUUUUUUUGUGGAGAGCACUUCUCCAAUUGGCUGAGGGAGGGAAUCUAUCUAAUCCACUGCGAUUCUAAUCACCGACUAACAAGUGUGGGUUUUUUUUUUUUUUUUUUUUUUUAUGUUUGAAUUGAAAUAUUUUUUGUAUGGGCAAGUAGGAAAAAAUGUCAAAAGUUCAGGGUUCCUGCUGGUGGUUUAGUUAGCGUUCAAAACGUCCGCCGUGUGCUGUGUUAUUAAUAGAAUUACGUUUGAAUUACAAAGAGAUCUAACAUUGAAAAAUCUGGGGGUGGUGGCUGCAGUAAAAGUAAAUUUCUAUAUUUAGAUCAGCGUAUAUUUGCAGUAAGGCGACAAUUCCGAGCUCUGCCUCCCAGCUGCAUGUGUUCGCAUGGUUUUGCGGCUGUCUGCACAUCCCGGGCAUCACUCACACAGCAGGAAGCAGUUAUAAUCGUCUAGUGGUGGUGUCCUGUGCUAUAUAGUGCUAGUGGAUGUAUAGCUCUUUUUAAGGCGUUCUGCGUCACUAGUUGAAACAGCGACGGAUUUGCAUGGUUCUCGUGUAACCCCAGCUGUGACGUAGCCCCUUGGCACGGGAUGUCUCGGACAGCACACCAUUCAAUGUGUAGUCCCAUUGGGGUUUUUUUUUUCUUUCUUGGAAUUGAUUAUGAUGUUCCGGUAUUUGUUUGCACCGCACACACACUUGCAUACAACACCCGCAAACACUGCACGUCACACAGAUGAGUGGCUGCAAGCAGACUUGGAAGAAAAGUUUCCUUUGACUGUCAGACUUUAGUUACAACUUUGGCUGUCCUUUUGUGUUUUUGACAAUUUUGCACUUAUGUCAGAAACUAUAAUGUUAUAUUAAGGCCACACUGAAAAACAAGGAUAUGAGGAUUAUACAGUUGUUUGCCUAAGAUUAAUAUAUUCUGGGUUCACGUUUACUAUGUGGAGUUGCCGCCUUUUUUCGUGCUUUUGUAGGUUUUCCUCUGGUAUUUCGUAACCCCACAUUCCAGAAACAUGAACGUCACUGGAUUACGUCCAGCACAAUCGAGACGCUGAGGGAAUGCACUAUUGGAAAAUUCAUUAUUAAAUGCAGUUAGCAAUCUUGACUUUUUUUUUUUGCAUUCGAAAUUUUCUAAUUUAACUUUUUAUGUGGCCCUUGCACUCCUUGACAAAGCACAGAACGUUUAUAUGGAGCAAUUGGACAGUGUAAAUUAAGGAAUCACGAUAUUAGUCUAGAAAUUUACCUUCAAUCUAGUACAGUAAAAUUGCCAUGCACCCAAGGACAGUUGGAAACUUACUUAGCCGCUGCUUGUAGCCACAGCGACUUUUGGAUGGUUUAAAUGAACGGGGUAAAUGCCGGCACGGCGGUCCGGCAUGUAGAAGUAGCACCGGGAACGUGUGAUGUUUUGACUGAGCGGCACUGUGUGAGGAAGAGCUUGCGUGACUCUGUGACUUCUUCCCCAAUCGGAGUCCUAGGGCUUCAGCGUUCUGUGGACAGACAAGGACUAUCCAAUGCUAGUGAUUGUCUUUUCAUUUACAAAUAGCACCACUCAGUCCAUCGCGGACUCUUUUUGAGCUGUUCUUUACAGAGCCUGUGUGCUCUUUUGAAAAAAUGGAAAACAGAGGUGGGAAAUUUUAAGACGCUAAAACAAAUUUGGGAAAAGAAAAAGCUAUAAAGCAAAUUUCCCACUUCUGCUGUUGAAAGCACAUCAAUAAUGGAGCAAAAACAGCUUUCUGUACCUACGUAUGAGCAGGAAUUAUAUAAAAAAAAGUAUAAUUUUAUGACAAUUACUCUGCACUGUGUGUGCAAGGAAUUGUUAAGCGAGGAAAAAAACUAGCAGGAAUAUUUAUUGAUAUUCUUCAAAACUGCACUCCUUCUCACAAAAGUGCCAAUCUGACCAACAAAGACUGGAUAUUCUUGUGUCUUUGACCUCUAUUUUUUUUCUUUUUAUAUAUAUAAAUAUAGAAAUAUAUCUUUUAUUUACUUGAAUGUGCACGCAUACUGUGCAAAAACAUUGCUGCUCUUUUGUUUUCCUUACCUUUUUUAAAGUUAUUUUUCCGUUGUUAAAAAAAAAAAAAAAAAAAAGGUAGCUUUCCAUUCUGCGGGCGCCUGAUUAACAAGUCCGUUUUUGUGAUUUUGACGGAUUUGACUGGCUAGCUCCAGCUACUCUUUCCCCUUACUAUUACAGUCUGCGAAUUGGUUUCAUUGUGCACGUAUUCAAGCUGCGGGAAAUUAUUUUCAUGUGGCUGUCUAUGUGUGUGGUGACCCUGCACAUGAAGAAUUUCAGGUACCGUUAAGUUUACCAAAGUUCCUUUCCCCGAAAUCGAAGGCUGUGAUGUUUCCAUUCAAAGUCCCUCUUGUUUCUGAUCGACUCCCAUUCACUGUCAAGGGAGUCAGACAAAUCCCCAAUUUACUAGACUGCAAUAAAUGUCCAAAAAUCAGACACUCUGGAGAAAAGCAUUACUUCUGCUCAUACUUGACAUUUUUUUCUACGCUGAGAAACAUCUGACAUCGAGAUUAUAUGGCGAUUUAUAUUGGAACAGGGGUGGGGAACCUACAGCAUGUGAGCGACAUAUGAGCAUUUGUUACAAAAGCCCCAAAAUAUGCUCAGUAGGAAUAGUAAAAAAAAAAAAAAAAAAAAAUUGUUCCACGGUG